This is a messenger RNA of Sparassis crispa, 546 nucleotides long. RefSeq lists its product as hypothetical. Lineage: Eukaryota; Fungi; Basidiomycota; Agaricomycetes; Polyporales; Sparassidaceae. The record is from RefSeq and is a predicted model, not a curated record. The transcript has a single exon. The coding region runs from base 1 to 546 and encodes 181 amino acids.
AUGGCGAUUUCCCCCGUGUAUGAAGCCGUGUACCUCCACAUCGUGGUACAGACGUCUACGAGUGAGCACCAUCUGCAUGCUCCGCCUGUCCCAACUGACCCUCGCGAGAUCGAGCAUCAUAGUCACAGGCAAGCGAGACCUCUAAUUGUUGUAGAGCCCGGGCACCACCUUGCAGCAGACACUCCUCCACUAUCGCAUGUCUCUGUCAAGAUGAUCCGAGCGAAACCACCAUCCAGGCUGCAAUUUUGCCUCUACGCCGUACACAUACCGUCUAUGGGUCCGAUACCGACUCACCGCGAAACGAGAUACGGGAGCCUAUAUAUCGACCAUGUACCUGCGUCUCGCAGAACGUUCGUGGAAUAUCUGGCACAUACUGACCCUGAGAUGAUCAUAAUGGACGCAUCCUCAACGACGCAUCGCCCCUAUCAUGACCGUGGAGCUCAAAGGAAGAGUGCGCGCCGCCGGAUCUUCUGGCGUGCUCCGCAGACAUGGCGGCCAGACGCGGCUCGUGCUCAAUGUUAUGUUAUGCAGGGCGAUGCCCUCUAA